Messenger RNA from Setaria italica (foxtail millet), 666 nucleotides. RefSeq lists its product as uncharacterized. The coding region runs from base 1 to 666 and encodes 221 amino acids. Lineage: Eukaryota; Viridiplantae; Streptophyta; Magnoliopsida; Poales; Poaceae. The record is from RefSeq and is a predicted model, not a curated record. The transcript has a single exon.
AUGGCAUCCUCCUCCUCCACGUCGCUGCAACUCGGACAAGUAUCCGAGAAACUCACAUGGGACAAUUAUGUCCUGUGGAAGGUGCAGUUCCUCCCUGCUGUUCGUGGCGCCCAGCUUCUUGGGAUCCUCGAGGGGAAGGUUCCCGCGCCAAGUCCAAUCCUGGAGGUACUGCUGGACGGCAAGAAGAAAGAAGUCUCCAACCCUGAGUACGAUUCGUGGGUGAGCAAAUAUCAACAGCUCCUCAGCUAUCUGCUGAAUUCCAUCACCCGAGAGGUGCUGGCAGGAGUAGCAACCACGACAACCUCCGCUGAAGCAUGGAAGGCGUUAGAGGUUAUGUUCGCGGUGCAAUCUAGAGCACGGGUCACCAACCUGCGAAUGCAACUAGCUACCUUGAAGAAGGGAAGCCUGACGACGGCGGCCUACUUCAACAAGAUGCAAAACAUCAAGGAUGAACUCGCCGCCGCCGGAAAAUCCAUUGGCGACGAAGAGGUGGUUGCUCAUAUUCUUAAUGGUCUUGAUUAUGAUUAUCACCCCUUUGUGUCUGCUAUGCUUGGCCGUGGGGAUGCUAUUUCCCUUUCAGAUCUAUACUCACAGUUGAUGGAGUACGAUCUUCGCCUUGAUAUGUUUCUCGUCGGCCAAUGCUGCUUCUCGCGGGCGCGGCUCUAA